Molecule: messenger RNA, 2199 nt
Organism: Penaeus chinensis
Lineage: Eukaryota; Metazoa; Arthropoda; Malacostraca; Decapoda; Penaeidae
Product: alkylglycerol monooxygenase-like
Exons: 7
Coding region: 45-1373 (442 amino acids)
Biological process (GO): lipid biosynthetic process
Cellular component (GO): endoplasmic reticulum
Molecular function (GO): iron ion binding; oxidoreductase activity
Source: RefSeq, a predicted model, not a curated record
AUCCUCAGACCUUCCUUCUGCGGUGCGACGUCGUCAGCAAGGACAUGAUCGCGAUGGACGAGGCGCUGCGGAGGCUCGGGACUCUGUUCUACGUGGUGUCCCCGAGGGCCUCCUCCUUCAGCACGGUCGAGGAGGUGCCGAACUAUAUCAAUGAGGCGAUCCCCUGGUUCUUCGUCAUCAUGAUCGCAGAGGAGCUGUGCGGGCGAGUGCAAGGUCGUCAGCUGGGGCGCAUGUGUGAUAACGUGACCUCGCUGGGUCACGCUACGCUCUAUGAGUCCGUCAAGUUGCUGACAAGAUGGUUCGAGAUGACCGGCUACCUGUGGCUUUACGAGUACCGUCUGCUGGACCUGGAGUCGUCGCCGCUGGCCGUGUGGUUCGCUGGCUUCCUGGCGGCCGACUUCGUGUACUACUGGUUCCAUCGAGCUUCCCACGAGGUGAGCCUGAUAUGGGCGUGGCACCAAGUCCACCAUUCCCACGAGGACUACAACGUCACCGUGGCACUCCGGCAGUCCAUGUUCCAGAGACUCUUUGCCUUGGGUUUCUACCAGCCCAUGGCACUGUUGGGAGUGCCGCUGCCCGCCAUCUGCGUCCACUUCCAGCUCAAUCUCCUGGCGCAGUUCGUGAUCCACACGGAGCUCGUGGGUCGACUGGGCGCUCUGGAGUGGGUCCUCAACACGCCCUCGCACCAUCGCGUCCAUCACGGAGCCAACAAGUACUGCCUGGACAAGAACUACGGCGGUUUCCUCAUCAUCUGGGACAGACUCUUCGGCACGUUCCAGGCGGAGCGAGACGAGGAGGAGAUCGUCUACGGCCUCGUGCACCAGCCUCAGACCAGCAACGUCGUCUGGCUGCAGUUCUUCUACAUUCACAACAUCGUGAGAAAAGCCCGCAGCAUGAGCACCUGGGGCGACUUCUUCCGCGCCUUCGUCUGCGGCCCCGGCUGGCUCCCAGGGACGCCUCGCCUGGGGGACCUUGAGACCUUCCCUGACGUCCGUGGGAGGGCGAAACACGACCCCCAGAUUCCCCUGUGGCAGAAGGGCUACACGGGCACGCACUUCUUCGUUGCUCUUCUUGUGCAGCAGGUCUUCACGUUCCACUUCGAGCUGUUAUCGUGGGCGGGCAGAGCGGCGUUCUUCGGGUUCCUCUUGGCAACAAUGGGAAACAUCACCGCCAUGUACGACGCGUGGCGAUGGGCGCCCUUGGUCGAAGUCACUCGCUGCGCCUCCUACGUCGCCUUCGCCAGUACGAGCGGCGUCUCGGGCUGGGCCGGCCUGGACACGGCCCUCGCGACGUUUUAUGCCGUGUCUUCUCUCGUGUGGCUCUCCCCGAGUCUGAGUUUAAUACAGAAGGGGUUUAAGAAGAAAGUGAUGUGAGAUAAAACACGGUUGGCGCUUUGCUGUUGUUUUUAGCAAAGGUUGUAACGGUGCUGUAUCGGAGGACCUUAAGAGGGGAGUGAUGUGAGAGAGGACACAUUUAUUGAUCCGUAUUCGUUGCGACAAAUGUAUGAAAAGUAAGGAUGAGAAUAUCUUCACAUUACAAGAGACGUAUCUGACAGGCUUCGAUAAUAUCUUCGUCGGAAAUAUAUUCGAUAUAAUCGAAAUCGGUCAAUUACAUCUCUUGCAUUGUUAACAGAUUACAUUGCCACUAUGUAUGAAUGUACCUCAAGUUACCAAGUUGGCUUUUGUAUACGAAUGAAAAAAUAAUAAUUCAAGAUCAAGAUUUUUUUUCUUUGUAUCUGUUUCAAGAUGCGUUUUUGUUAAACUUUUCAUGAAUGUCAAAAAUACUAGAUGAGAAUACUGCACAAAAUAGGCUUACUGAAUGAUGAAACAACAAUUUUAAAGUCUUCCUGGAGUUGGAAUUCGGGAGGAUUUCUUAACGUCUUGUGAAAUUUCCCUAUUCCUUCGGUAAUCUCUUACUCAUUUCAUUCACUUCCAUCUCCUGGCUUGCGUUUAUUUCUCUCACUUUCGUUCUUAUACUUACGUCCUUAUACCUACCCCCGAUCCACUCCCCAAAUACCCUACCUGUCCUCUCGACUCCCUCGAUACCUGGUCCCGAAUCCUGAUCCGAACUUGGGUAAUCCAGCGGGCGGCGCUCAGACGCGUCGGAGAGGAUUCCCGCCCACACUCGCCACACAUCCACAUUGUAUUUACUGCCAAGCCAUGCUGUACAUGCAUUUGUGUAAAUAAAACCAUUGAAUCA